GUGUGUCUUUCAAAUUUGUCGGUUACAUGUAACAAGUUUUUUGCGUUAGCUGGCUGUUGACAUGAUGAUGGGAACCAAAACAGCAUCGGGAGACGCCGUUUUGCUUAAUAUGCGAGGUGAAAUGCAACAAUUCGAUAACGACAAGACAUGGAAUGUUGUAUAUGAACAAUUAAAAAAUAAGUCUACAGUUCUGACUCAGAAUUCUUCAGUCGAUGCCGCUAGGGAUGUCAAAAACCGAUGGAAGAAUCGCUACCGGGAUGUUAGUCCGUUUGACUCUACCAGGGUUUUCCUAUGUAAUGCUCGUGAUGGUGACUAUAUUAAUGCAAGCUUUGUCUUCAUUCCGGAGGUGCCGUCCAGAAAAUAUAUACUCACUCAGGGUCCAAUGCAGCAAACUGUGAAUCAUUUCUGGCUAAUGGUUUGGGAGCGACAGUGCCCUGCCAUUAUUAUGCUCAAUCGCCUUGUUGAAAAAGGCUCUCUUAGGUGUCAUCCUUAUUUUCCUUAUGAUGGUGGUCCUUCUGUACUAAAAUUAGAAGACGUUAAUCUAAAUGUCGAGUUGGAGUGUGAGAUAAAUGCAAAAAUAUUUAUUAGUCGGAAAUUCAUCAUUACAAACAUUAAGACCAAUGAAGCUCAUCAUGUCUUGCACAUGCAGUAUACUAAUUGGCCCGAUUUUGGGAUACCUAAUUCUCCUAGCGCAAUACUGAAUUUUCUUUGGUCUGUUAGAGCUUCGGGUGCAUUAAAUGAUCCGUGUUAUCCACCAGUUAUACAUUGUAGUGCUGGUAUUGGACGAUCAGGAACAUUUGUUUUGAUAGAUCUAGCAUUAAUCUUAAUUGAACAAGCGAAUUCUAUUUCUGGUGUUGAUAUCAAAAAUUUAUUUCUUGAGUUAAGAAAAUGUCGUAUGGGUAUUAUCCAGACAGCUGACCAGUUAAGAUUUUGUUAUCGAGCAGUCAUUAAGGCUGCGGAUACUUUACUUGGUAUGUCAGCUGAUCAAAGACCGUUUGCCAAGUUUGAACCGGAUAAGGAGGAAGAGGAAAAUGUGUCGGAACCUUCAAGCGAAGAUGAUUCAGAUGAUAUGAGCGAACAAGGCGAAGUUGAAGAUCUUGCUCUGGAUGAUUUCGAUUCAGAAGAAGAUGUCGCUGUCGGUGAUAUCGAGACAGAACUGUUUAAUCCAUUGAAUGAUGUCGGUGUCAGGUUUAGAAAUUAUGAGUUUGGUUCUAGUCUUAAUACCCAAAAUAAAAUCACUAUCUCUCAGUUACGUAGUUUAAACUCUCUCAUCACGUCUGAAGCUGAUUCAGAUCCACUCCAGUUACAAAAAGACCGAUCGUCAGUUGAACCAAAUCACUUGCCAGAUUACUCAGACAUUAAUAUGGUCCUAAGAAGUCAAGCAUAUCACGCCUUCGAAAAACCAGAAAAUGGACUAUCCGAAUUAUCCGCUGCAUCAAAUAUUCAUGCAAAUUCAUGUAACAGGAUUAAUAAUGCUUUACCAACCAGUCAAAUAGAACCAUUUCUUUCAAGUUACGAGAUUAGUAAAAAGAAUCCUAUUUUGUCUACGCUUUCUACAUCGCAUUCAGUCACACCUAAUUUCUAUCCAAAUAAUACUAUUUCGCGUUCGUUGCACACUAUAGGAUCGAACGUAUCUUUAUUAAAUAAUACUUCUGAAUUUGAAGAUAAUUCCGACUCAUAUGCCAAAGAAUAUUUAGCUGCUUCGAUAGAUUUACAUGAACGUCGUACUGCUCGUCUAGCUCGACAAGCCAGAAUGCGUACACAAAUCGAAGUCAUACGUACACGAAUGCGUGAAACAGAUAUGACACGCAAAAGAUGGCUUCCAACUCAUGUGCUCCAGUAUCUCCGCCGAUUUUACGCAGAAAGCGGAUAUGUAAAAAGUAAAACUGGUGCCGUAAUCAGCAGUAUCCUUGUAGUUGCCGUUAUGAGUUUCGGUACGAUUGCUUAUAUCUACUGGUAAUUCUACUGAUUAAAAUUUAAUCUCACCUUUAACACUAGAUAAAUAAAUCUUAACGACGCUCAAUUUAUUUUAUCAAGGACUAUGUCUUCUCCCAACUACUAUGCGUUCAAAUACUUCAUGUAGUUCCUUCUCAGGUGACGAUAUCUGUUUAUCUAUGAUAUCAAAUAAUAAAUGUCGUUGAUACUUGGGUUAUAAACAUGAACCUACUCACAGACGUAGGUAUAUAUUAUUGAGACUUAAAAGCUAAUCUCUCACUUUUUUUGCAUUUCUUAUUUAUGAAAAGUGUUCCCACAUUCUAAUUUAUAUUGUUUUAAAAUUAACUGAUUUUGCCUAUACAUAAUGUACUUCGUAUUUUAUAAAACCACAAUGUUUAAAAAAUAACCUAUCACCAUGAUCAUGCAAUUAUUUUACAUCUAUUCACUUGCUUCGGUAUUAUUUUAUUCUUUGAGCUCUGUAACACAGAAGACACAAUGUGGUUACAUAUCUAACCAGUUUCUUAUUUGAUCCAUUGUAAUUAUUCUGCUACGAUGUAUGCAAUUCAGAUAAACAAAAUUGUACACACGUACUUGUAAUAACAAAUAUACUUUCAUCCCUUUACCUCUCCAAUAAAAAAUCUGAUCAAAUUAUCUUUAAAUGUACGAAUAACGAACUAAAACAGCUUAAAAUGUUGUGCGAUAUUUUCACUAGUUCAAUUUAUGACAGCCUAAAUUUAGGGCAAUAGAACUGUGAAUUGUACACUGAUAAAAUCAAACCUAAAUGUGAACACAUUAUUACCAUCGAAUAAGGUACUCGAAUGUCAAUUUUUAUUAUUUUAUCAGCAUUUCAGUUCAUUCACACAUCACAUCAUUAGUUAUUAAUCAUAUGGAUUGACGCAUGAUUUCCAUGGUACUCUUUCCAUUCUAUUCCAACUGUCAUCAACACAAACAGUAUUUUCUAAUUCGGGAAAUUGUUGUUUUCUAUGAUUUCAUGUAAAACCAAAUGAACUUAACGCCGUUCAUUUCCACAUGAUAUACUGUGCACGAUUGCUGAGUGUUGAUAACAAGAAGUGUCAGUUAUUUAGCGGCUAUUAUGUAGUAUAUUCAAGUUCCUUAACAAAUAAUGAAUAUUUUUACAGGAACAUAUUAACAAAUGCGUACUUACCAGAAAAAUACCUGAUCGCAUCAAUAACCUGGAUGAUUUAAUAAAACAUCUAAUCCUAGCAGAAUUACAGGUUUCUAUCUGUAACCUUUUUAAUGAAAGGAAACAUUAUAAGUCAUAUUCGCCGAAAUCCUAAGAUUAUGAAAGGAAACAAAAGCUAAAUCGAUAAUGACAAUUAGCUAGACUGAUCUAUAAUUUGUUCAUAGUCUUUAAGACAAUUCCAAAUAACCGUAAAAUCACUAUUUCAGGAACUACCUCGAAAACCACUCAGUAAUCUAAAGAUUUCCAAAAUGUUAGAAACGCUACUCGGUAUACUUGUAAGUCUCAUCUAGCACGUUGUAAAGGUGCUCAUAUCUUGGCAAAACAAAAACGUCUUUCGUGAAAUGUUUCAAAAUAAGAAUUAAAAGGUUUAUCUUGUUUACAAAAAUAUAUAACAAUAAUCACAACGGUGGAUAAGGGAGAUACAGCGGUGUUUUGCAAAGAAAAACGAAUUUGUUGAAUUGUAUAUUCUAUACAACUAGCCUCAUAGAAGCGAUUGAAUUUCUUUACACAUGCGAGGCGGAUUUAGACAGUCUGUCACUAUUGGUGGUUCCCGUCAUAAGAAUAUUGUUGUCGACCGCAUUCAAUUUGGCUGGAGUGAACGUUUUCUGAAACAGUUUUGAUUUGUUCUACGCUAUUUAAAUUUGUGUUGAUUUCAAUGCAGUUAUUUACUUAUUCUCUGAAGAAGCAACUUGCCCUAAGUUGUAAAAAAUCAGGAAUUUAAUCAUUUAUUCACU
Schistosoma haematobium is the source of this 3873-nucleotide messenger RNA. RefSeq names its product Homocysteine-responsive ubiquitin-like domain member 1 (gene HERPUD1). Lineage: Eukaryota; Metazoa; Platyhelminthes; Trematoda; Strigeidida; Schistosomatidae. Gene Ontology annotation, biological process: protein dephosphorylation; endoplasmic reticulum unfolded protein response. Bases 62 to 1960 code for a protein of 632 amino acids. The transcript is spliced from 7 exons. Gene Ontology annotation, molecular function: protein tyrosine phosphatase activity. The record is from RefSeq and is a predicted model, not a curated record.